This is a messenger RNA of Paramecium pentaurelia, 1280 nucleotides long. The record is from the annotation of a GenBank genome assembly. Lineage: Eukaryota; Ciliophora; Oligohymenophorea; Peniculida; Parameciidae.
AUGAAUAAUAUAUAACAAUUUUUUGAAGAUAUUGAUACUAUGGAAUCUAAAAAAUCAUUCGAGGCAUUUACGAGAUGCAAAGGGACUAUAAUUUUUGGAGCAAAGGUUGAAUUAAUAUAUUUAGAAUAUUUAGAAAGAUUUUUUUAAUAUUAUAGGAACUCUAACUUUAAUAAUAGCUCUUAUUGUUUUGUACUUAAUUUUUAUAUUUCCUGCAGCACUAGACUAUUAAUAUGAUGCUCUUGCAAUUAUAAUUGUUAUAUGCUGUAUUCUUCCAAUUAUAACCCUGUUGAAUGUUACAAUGACAGGUUUUAUUUAAUAAAUCAUUAUAUUAUUAGAACCUGGUGUAUUGCUUAGAGGAGAUUUACCAGAUCCAAAAUUAUAAUAAUAAUAAACACAACCAGAAUAAAUAUCUCAAUAAAUAUAUAAUAGUUCUGAAUAAUAAAUUAAGAGAAAUGAACCACAUUAAAUUGUAUAAAUAACAGAAUAAUAAAAUCAAUCUGAAUAGAAUCCUGAAUUACCUAAUAUUUACACAUCCAGAUAUUGUUCAACUUGUAAAAUUAUGAGACCCUCAAAGGCUUCCCAUUGUAAAUUAUAUAAAAUAAUUAGGCAAACAUUGCAACCAUUGUGUUGAUGGUUUUGAUCAUCAUUGCUUUUGGGUUGGUACUUGUAUAGGAAUUAGAAAUUGGAGAGCCUUUUUAUUAUUUUUACAAUCAUCCUUAAUCGUUGUUAUACUUACCUUAUGCUAAUGUUUUAUAAAUUGUAAAUAUUAUAUUUAUAAUAAAAAGUAUCUUAAUAAUAUUUAGAUAUUUAUGAACUUUGGAUAUUAAUGUUUAAAUAUGCUAGCAUUCCUCUUAUAGUAAUUUAUGGUUUAUAUUUUCUUUGCGGUUGUUGGAAUCAUUAAACUUAUUUGAAUGUUAUAAUUUUAAUAAUUAUGUUCAUUCUUCCAAUAAUCUAUUCAGCUAUACUGAUGAACAUUGAAUAUACUUAUAAAGAUUAUAGAUAUUAUGAAAAUCCAUUUAUAACUAUUUUAGUUACAGUUAUAGUGCUAGUAUGCUUUUUAUUCCUUAUCCCUGUAAAUGGUCUCAAUUGCUAUUAUAUUUCAAUAGUAGAAUUAUAAAAAUAUAUUAUUGUAGGGAAAAACAGCUAAAUAAACAAAAUCAGAAGAUUAGUUUUAUAUUAGGAAAAAGGCAUUUGUUAAACAAACAUAUACAUUUUCUGGAGUAUUUCGAAAUUUAUUGUAUUUUUAUACAUAUCCAAUACCAUAAAGCCGUAAUUAAUGA